Molecule: messenger RNA, 3456 nt
Organism: Funneliformis caledonium
Lineage: Eukaryota; Fungi; Glomeromycota; Glomeromycetes; Glomerales; Glomeraceae
Source: the annotation of a GenBank genome assembly
AUGAAGCUUAAAAUUAUUAGCUAUAUUCAAUAUAAAGAAAUUAAAAAUGUUAAGGAAUAUCAAAUUAGUGAAGUUCACUUUAAAAAUUAUGAAUCUUAUAAAUCUGAAGAUUUAAAAUGGAUGUUAGCAAUAUCAAAUAGGGAUAAAAAUGCCAUCUUUGUUGCAAUAUCAUGUGUAACUGAAUCUGAUAUGAAAAAAAGUGAAAAAAAUUCUUCAAAUACCGAAAAUGGAAAAACAGUUAUUUUUAAAAUUGAAAAUUUAGAAUGUGAGAGAAUUACGAUUGCUCAAGAUAAAAAUCUUUCUGAAUAUAAAGAGGAAAAUUUUAAAGUUGAUAAUUCAGAACUCGAGGAAAUUAUUAUUGCUCAAGAUAAUAAUCUUUUCGAACAUAAAGAGGAAAAUUUUAAAGUUAAUAAUUUAGAACCCGAGAAAAUUAUUAUUGCUCAAGAUAAAAAUCUUUCUGAAUAUAAAAAGGAAAAUUUUGGUGGAAUUAUUUCUUUUGUGGAUGAUAAAAAUGAUUCUAAUAAAAUGGUAUGCUUUAUCUUUAAUGUAAACGGAAUCUAUAGACUUGAAUGUAUGCUCAAUAAUCAUUAUUUAAAGAAUUUUGAGCAAUUUAAUUAUCCAAAAAAACUUAUGAACGAAUUAGAAGCUUUAUACAAGUCCAAAUCUUGUAUAUUCCGAAUUAAAGAUUGUAUUUUUGAUCAUUAUUUUCAUAUUGAACAAUACACUGAAGGUAUUGAAGUUAUGCAAUUAUAUGAUUUAAAAACUAUGCAAAUACAACAAAUUUUUAAUAUAUAUGAAGAAAAAAAUUAUCCUAAUAAAUAUAGCUAUUCCAUAUUAGCUAUUUCAAAAAAUAAGCAAAUGAUUGCUUUUUCUUCUGGAUAUGGAAAUUUAGCUCUUUAUUUAAUAGAAAAUGGUCUGGAAAUUAUUCGUAAAGAUUUUGGAAAAGAUACCAAAAUAAUUGCUUGCGAAUUUAUAAAUGAUAACAAAUUAAUGAUAAUUACGCAAGUUAAGCACGAGGCAGUAAUGUCACUUUGGAAUUUAUAUACAAAUAAAGUUCAAGAUUAUAAUGAUCAUUUCAAGGUAGAAGAAGAUAAAGAAAGUAUUUUAUAUAGUGCAAGGAUUCCUGGUAAAUAUGUAUUUGUUACAGAAACAGGUGAAAUAAAAUCUCUAUAUGAUGAUAUAUUCAAAAUAGAUAAAUUGAAAAAAGAAAAACAAAGUUAUUUUAAAGAAUUAGUAUUAUACAAAGAUAGUAAUAAAGUAGAAGAAUCAGAUAAAAUAUUAGAAUAUGAAAAUAAAGAUCAUUCAAAAAAAGUAGCGCAUUCUAUUAUACGUAAUAGAGAACCAUGGAUAAUUGAUGAUUACAAAAAAAUAUGGGUAUAUCUUGAUCAAAAGAAAUUGGUACAGUUAUACAUUGGAAAAUGUACAGUUCAAGUAUGGCGUAAGAUUGAGCAAAAUGAAAAGUUUGUACUUGAAUAUAUUUGGGUUAAUGAAUAUCGAUAUGAUGAAAAUAAUUAUAUUAAAAUAGAAGACUUAAUUGUUUAUGAAAUUGAGAUUGAUAUUGUUGGUCAUGAGAAUUUAAUGAGAUAUGCUUGCGAUAGCCUUGAAUAUUUAAAUAAUCAAAGAAAUAAAUUAGUCGGAUAUGAGAACCAGCAUGUAUUUGAAGAAAUUAAGUACAAUGUUUCUCAUAUGAUUGAAAGAUUUAUUGGAAAUUAUCCUGACAUUUGGAAAUUGUUAGAUAUUCACUAUGAUCUUAUGGCAAGCAUCAUAAUUGGUGGCUCAAAUUCACUCGUUAAAUAUAUUUUAUUUGGUCAUGACAAAGUAGAACAUAAAUUACAUAUACCAAGAAUAACUCGAUGGACUAAAUCUAAAGAAAAUUCUACAAAUAAAAGUAAUAAUCCUGAUAAUCCGAAAAAUUCUAUAAAUAAAAGUGAUAAUAUAAGUGAUUAUAUGGAAAGUUUGAAAAAUUUUAAAAAUAAAAGUGAUUUAAGUGAUUUGCAAAUAGCUAUUAAAUUGUGUAAACCUGGUCUUGAACGUAACCGUAGAAUUUUGAUUGUAACUUAUUUACUUGAAUAUUAUUCAAAGAAUGCAACUGAACAUCAUGGAUGGUUAAUUGCUAUUUCAAAAGCAUUACCAGAUUUAUAUACAUAUAAUUUAGGUAUAGAAAUAUCAAAUAUUAUUGAACACACAGAUAUUAUACCUAAAUAUAUUCAAAUCAUUUUAAAAGCAAAACAAAAGUUUACAGCAUUUAAUCCAAUCUCGAAACUUAUUUCAAUAAGUGAGCCAAAAUUUAAUUUUAAAGCUAAUUUGAAGUUAAGAUUAACAGAAUUUUACAUAAAAUUUCUUCCAAAGAAUUAUGAAAAUUAUUCUCCAACUGUAAAAACAGUUCCUCUAUAUAAUUUUACUGUUAAUAAUAUACUUGAAAAGAAUAAUGACAAACCCUCUCAAUUACACCCCUAUCUCCAACAUAUUAUCAAACUUUUGAAAUUAUUGUUCAUCCCUCGAGAAUACAGACAGUUUGAACAUCAUGAUUGGAGAGAUUACUUUACACUUUUUAAUUGUAUUGAUUUAGCAUCAAUUGUCGUAGCAGUGAUUGUUAUGUCAGUUUAUGUCACUCCUACAUUUGAUAUGAAAAACGCAUUUGCUAAUGUUGUGACAACUCAAGAAAUAACCAUCGCGAUUUCUUUUACUAUGGCAUUACUGUGGUUUGAAUUUAUUUUAUAUCUUCGGUUAAUAUCAGAACCAGCAAAAUAUAUCUAUAUUAUGUUAAAUAUUAUUAAAGAGACCUGGAUAUUUCUUGCUUUUAUGAUUCUUGUGAUGGCAGGAUUAGCACAUAGUUUUUUAUUAUUAUUGCAAUAUCCUGACUUUACAAAUCUUACAGAAAUAACAACUUCAUCCACAUUAUUUACGGGUGAUUCUAACUUCAAAAUUCAAACAGAUUUUGAUCGAACCGAAGAUAAUCCAGCUAAUAAUUUUGUUACCUCAUUUCUUUCAACAUAUAAUUGGUUAAAUGGUGGAUUUUUACAACAAGAUUCAUGGAAUUUUUGGGCGGUAAAGUUUAUUACUUUCUUUGGUAGUUUUCUUUUAGUAACCAUUUUACAAAAUAUGUUUAUUGCUUUUAUGGGUGGUGUGUAUUCUAAUGCAUAUGAGAAAGGUCGUGUAGCUUUAUUACGAUUUCGUGCAGAAUCGAUUUCGGAUUAUGAGGCAUUGGAUGAGAUAUAUUUCUAUCCUCCGCCACCAGAACCAAAAUAUAUUUAUUAUAUUGGUAAAUCAAAAAGUUAUGAAAACUGGGAUGAGAAUGUCAAAAAAUGUGAGAAUAAAAACUUAUAUGAUGAUUAUGAAAGCGAAAAGAAGAAUGAAAAAGAUACUAGUACCAAAAUAAAUGAGCUUAAUGAUAAGAUUGUUGAACUUAAUGAUAAGAUGAAUACAUUGCUUGAAUAUAUCAAAAAUAAUUUAUAA